Molecule: messenger RNA, 732 nt
Organism: Lolium perenne
Lineage: Eukaryota; Viridiplantae; Streptophyta; Magnoliopsida; Poales; Poaceae
Product: profilin-2
Cellular component (GO): cell cortex
Molecular function (GO): actin monomer binding
Source: RefSeq, a predicted model, not a curated record
CCAUUAAAGCCAAAGCUCGAACUCGACACCUUCGAUCGAUCCACCCCGAGCAGUACCCUCUCCGAUCUACCCUCGCCGUUCCGGUAAGCAAACGAGAGAGGACCGAAGAUGUCGUGGCAGACGUACGUCGACGAGCACCUGAUGUGCGAGAUCGAGGGCCACCACCUCUCCUCCGCCGCCAUCCUCGGCCACGACGGCACCGUCUGGGCCCAGAGCACUGCCUUCCCCCAGUUCAAGCCUGAGGAGAUAACCGGCAUCAUGAAGGACUUCGACGAGCCGGGGCACCUCGCCCCCACCGGAAUGUUCGUCGCAGGUGCCAAGUACAUGGUCAUCCAGGGUGAGCCCGGCGCGGUCAUCCGUGGCAAGAAGGGAGCAGGAGGCAUAACCAUCAAGAAGACCGGGCAGGCGCUGGUCGUCGGCAUCUACGACGAGCCCAUGACCCCUGGCCAGUGCAACAUGGUGGUGGAGAGGCUUGGUGACUACCUCGUUGAACAAGGCAUGUAGUCAGCAGGCCCAUCAAUGGCUUUCACGUCUCCACGAUCAAUGAUGAUCAUACAGUUUUUCACGUUUCUUUGAACAUCUAUCCAUGGGAAUAUAUAUGAGGCUUCUCCUCUUUUACCGGCUCUGGUCAUGGAUCACCGAUGACCAGUUGCUCUGGAAAGUUCUAUUUGUAAUGCCAUUUCUGGCUUUCCUUUUUUUUUGUUGCUAUCAAUGCGUUGUUUUAUGGUUGUC